AUGAGGAAGGAUGGCGGCAAGACGUUCCUUGUUGGUUCUGUUGUCGAUGUAGCGCAGGACAAGCACAAGCUGGCACUGAGCGGCAAUGUCGGUCGUCUCAUCGGCCUGGAUAGCAAGAAAAUCUUCGCCAUGAGCCUCUUUGAUUAUGAUCAUCCUCUUCCCAAUAAGAAAUGGGACACUUGCUCCGUGGUGGGGAACGGUGGGAUCCUGGUCAACAGCAAAUGUGGAAAACAAAUCGAUUCAGCUCAGUUUGUGAUCAGAUGCAACCUCGCACCUUUGGACCGUGAAUGGGAGGAACACGUUGGCAAGAAGACUAACCUUGUGACAGCAAACCCGAGCAUCCUCCAGCAGAAGUUCUCCUCUCUGAACGACCAUCAUCGUCCAUUUGUGGAGAGUCUGCGCCGCUUCAGAGACGCCAUGCUGAUCCUGCCAACUUUCUCCUUUCGCUUGAACACUUUUCUGUGUCAGCGGGCCAUCUAUGCCAUCAGAGACUUUGAUAGUCCCAUUAGACCUGUUUCUUUCAACCCCCAGUAUCUGAAGAGUCUUUCGACCUACUGGACCUCUCAGGGCCUGAAGGAAGCUCGGCUCAGCACUGGCUUCAUGAUGGUUAAUCUGGCGCUGGAACUGUGCAGCAGCGUGGAUCUGUAUGGAUUCUGGCCUUUCAGUUUCCACCCUCGGGACUUCCACCACCUGACGAACCACUACUACGAUAACAUGCCGGUUCGAAAGAGAUAUCACGCCAUGCCAGCCGAGUUCGACCGCCUGCUGAAGCUGCACAAUCAGGGCAUCCUCAGGAUUCACCUUGGAGAAUGUGAGCAGUGA
Salarias fasciatus (jewelled blenny) is the source of this 822-nucleotide messenger RNA. Its product is annotated as alpha-2,8-sialyltransferase 8E-like. Gene Ontology annotation, molecular function: alpha-N-acetylneuraminate alpha-2,8-sialyltransferase activity. Gene Ontology annotation, biological process: N-glycan processing; oligosaccharide metabolic process. The record is from RefSeq and is a predicted model, not a curated record. Bases 1 to 822 code for a protein of 273 amino acids. The transcript has 4 exons. Lineage: Eukaryota; Metazoa; Chordata; Actinopteri; Blenniiformes; Blenniidae.